GGAGGUACCGAAACGCAAAACUCCCACACGCUAACGAAGAAACGGAGGGCAGGAGAAGCGAGCAGAGGCACAGUUCACCUGCUCCCCCCACGCCGGCCGCCACCGCCGCCGCCUCCCUGAAUCCGUCUCCCCCAACUUCUCGCAGCAAUCAUCGAGAUGAGCGCAGCCGCAUCCGCGGCGCCACCUAGGCGCCGCACUCGCAGCCGCCCGCCGUCGGCCUCCUCCCGCAAGUCCGACGACCCCUCGGCCGCCGCCGCCGCCAACGGAAACGGGAAGACCUCCCCCAAGACCGCCUCCCCCAACCAACUCACUAGGGGGGAGAGAACGGUGAAGAAGCUGCGGCUGUCCAAGGCGCUGACGAUACCGGAGGGGACGACGGUGUCGGAUGCGUGCCGGCGGAUGGCGGCGAGGCGGGUCGACGCCGUGCUGCUCACCGACGCCCAAGGCCUCCUCUCCGGCAUAGUCACUGAUAAGGAUAUAGCGACAAGGGUGAUUGCUGAGGGGCUGAGGGUGGAGCAAACCAUUAUGUCCAAGAUCAUGACACGAAAUCCUAUCUAUGUCAUGUCUGACACGCUUGCCAUUGAGGCAUUGCAGAAGAUGGUUCAAGGGAAAUUUAGACACCUCCCUGUUGUAGAAAAUGGUGAGGUUAUUGCUAUGCUGGACAUAGCAAAAUGCCUCUAUGAUGCAAUAGCAAGACUGGAAAAAGCAGCAGAACAAGGGAGUGCAAUAGCAGCUGCUGUAGAAGGGGUUGAGCGUCAAUUGGGAGGCAACUUUUCAGCUCCUUCUGCUCUCAUAGAAACUCUAAGAGAGCGGAUGUUCAAACCUUCGUUGUCAACCAUUGUCACAGAAAGCACCAAAGUAGCAAUUGUUUCGCCUACAGAUCCUGUGUAUGUAGCAACACAGAAAAUGCGAGAGUUUCGAGUUAAUUCAGUGGUUGUUGCUACAGGAAACACAUUGCAGGGGAUCUUUACCUCAAAAGAUGUGCUUAUGCGUGUUGUUGCACAAAAUAUUUCCCCUGAGUUGACCCUAGUAGAAAAGGUGAUGACUGCGAACCCAGAUUGUGCCACGUUAGAUACAACAAUUCUCGAGGCAUUACAUAUAAUGCAUGAUGGCAAAUUCUUGCAUAUUCCUGUUAUUGACAGAGAUGGACAAAUUGCUGCUUGCCUGGACGUUCUGCAACUUACCCAUGCAACCAUUCAAUUGGUUGAAGGAGGGAAUGGAACUGUAAAUGAUGUUGCAAACUCAGUAAUGCAGAGGUUCUGGGACUCUGCUCUUGCUUUGGAGCCUCCAGAUGAGGAAUUUGAUAGCCAUAGCGAAGUAUCAUUACUCAUGGCGUCAGAGGCUGGAGAUGGAAAGAGUAGUAUUUAUCCCCCUGUCAUUGGCAAUUCAUUUGCCUUUAAGCUUCAAGACCGAAAGGGCCGUGUGCAUAGAUUCGCUUGUGGUUCUGAGAGCUUAGACGAGCUUGUGUCUUCUGUAAGGCAAAGAUUAAAUAUUGCUGAUGAGAAGGACAUAUUGCAACUCUUGUAUGAAGAUGAUGAAGGCGACCGAGUGCUGCUGACAACAGAUGUCGAUCUUGCCAGUGCAGUGCUCCAUGCCAAAUCAUCUGGAUUGAAGGUUUUGAAGUUGCAUAUCGAAGAUCCUGGUUUGAACACAGAAGUGACAAAACCAUCUCUGGAGCUGGCGCCACCUCCCCGCAGGAGUGGGCUGUCUCCGGUUCAUGUUGGGUUGAUGGCUGGUGUUGUUGCUAUCAGUGGCGCAGUAGUCAUGGUUUACUUGAAACGAUCUCAGCUGUGAUUUCCAAAUCCAGAGGGAUCCAUGCUUCUUUUUUUUUUUUUUCUUUCUUUUUUCUGAAGGGGGAUCGAUGGCUUUCCAAACUAGCAUUGUCAUUCUGAAGAAUUUCACCUUCACUCGCAUCAUUGCAUGCUAAGAAACGAAUGAAUGAAUGGACGGAAGCCAAGGUCACAUCUGACGAGCUGAAGAUCGACCCAGACAGGAUAAGAUCAUUGCUUUAUGAGUAGGUGAAUUUCUGAUACUGGGCAGAAGGAGCUGCCUAUCUUUGUUUUCCUCUCUUCAUUCUGCACGAACAUGAACGAUUUCACGACUACGGUGAACUGUAUAAACAUUACAUAUGUUCUCUGUUCAUACUUAUGUACUUGUUUGUAGAUAAACAGACCAAGUAAACCCAUUUCAGAGGGAUCGGUAACUUUUGCAAA
This is a messenger RNA of Phragmites australis (common reed), 2213 nucleotides long. RefSeq names its product CBS domain-containing protein CBSCBSPB3-like. NCBI's taxonomy places the organism in Eukaryota, Viridiplantae, Streptophyta, Magnoliopsida, Poales, Poaceae. Gene Ontology annotation, molecular function: protein binding. The record is from RefSeq and is a predicted model, not a curated record. Bases 157 to 1794 code for a protein of 545 amino acids. The transcript has 14 exons.